UCUUGGCUCGCGGGCCGGCGCGCGGGGCCGCAGCACCUGCGGGGGCCGGCGCUGGGCGCGGCGCCCGGCGGGCGGACGUUGACGCCGGGAGGCUAGGGCGGGCCCGCGACGUGGGGGUGGCCGCGGAACCGGAGGGGACGCCAGCCCGCAGCCCCCUUCCCAGGGGGACGGGGCGGAAGGAGCCGGGCGGGGGGGGCGGUGUGAGCGGGCGCCGAGGGCAGCACCAUCUGGAGGGGUGGGACCGCGCGGCCUCUUGGGGGCAGGCGAGUGCGCUGGGCAGUGCGGGCUGGGGGCCCCGGGCGGGGGGCGCAAGAGGAGCGCGGUGGGCUGAGCCCGGCGCUGCCGGAGCAGCAGCCACAGCGGGUCGGGGUUCUCAGCUGGGGCCCGCAGCAGCUCCGCGGGCUGAAGCUCGGCGUGGAGGAGCAGGGGGGCGUGGGUCCGGCCGUGCAGGAGGAGGGCGGGGUGGGCCCGGGGGUGCAGGAGCGGGGCGGCCGUGGCCACGAGCCCAGCCUGGGGGUGGUGUGGGGUCUGCCGGACGGCGCGGACUGGAGGCGCCCACCGCGGUGGACGGGCUCGGCGGGCUGGCCUGUGGUGCAGGAGGAGGGGCUGGGGCCCCGCAAGCAGCACCAGGAGAAGGGGGGAGGCAGCCCCGCAGUGCAGGAGCGUGGGGAGGCCCGCGCCGGGGUGCAGGAGCAGGGGGAGGGGAGCCCACGCAGGCUGCUGCAGCGGUCCGAGCCGCUCUCCGAGUUCGGGGAGCGCGGGGAGGGGCUUGAAAGUUCCGGGGAGCAGGGGGGGCAGUACUGGGAGAGCUGUGGGCACCUCAGGCGGGAGGCGGUGGUCCUGGGAGCGGCCCCAGCACGCCGGGAGAGACUCGAGCUAGCGGGGAGGGCCCGGCCUGUGGGGCCCCAGGGGCCUGAGGGGGAGGGGCGCCUGGGGGUGCAGGAAGCAAAUUGGCUUCCUGGGGUGCAGGAAGGACAGGUGGUGCGGGCUGUCCAGGAGACAUACCUGGACGAGAAGGGGUCCCAGGAGGCAGAGGGGCCCCCUGAGGGGCACAGGAUCCGGAGGCGCCGGCGGAGGAGGAGGUGGUAACCGGCAGGCCGGCUGCCCGGCACAAGGAUCGCUCCAGGGCCGAGCCUGGACCUCGUGGAAACUGUCUGCAGGGAGGCAGCAGAAGGCAGCAGAGGCUGGGGGGCAGCAGCAUGCAGCCGGAGGAGGGCACGGGCUGGCUGUUGGAGCUACUGUCCGAGGUGCAGCUGCAACAGUACUUCCUGCGGCUCCGUGAUGACCUCAACGUGACCCGCCUGUCCCACUUUGAGUAUGUCAAGAAUGAGGACCUGGAGAAGAUUGGCAUGGGCCGGCCCGGCCAGCGGCGGUUGUGGGAGGCGGUGAAGAGGAGAAAGGCCAUGUGCAAACGCAAGUCUUGGAUGAGCAAGGUGUUCAGUGGAAAGCGAUUGGAGGCUGAGUUCCCCCCUCAUCACUCUCAGAGCACCUUCCGGAAGACCUCACCCACCCCAGGGGGCCCAGCCGGGGAGGGGCCCCUGCAGAGCCUCACCUGCCUCAUUGGGGAGAAGGACCUGCAUCUAUUCGAGAAGCUAGGAGAUGGCUCCUUUGGCGUGGUGCGCAGGGGCGAGUGGGAUGCCCCCUCGGGGAAGACGGUGAGUGUGGCUGUGAAGUGCCUGAAGCCUGACGUGCUGAGCCAGCCCGAGGCCAUGGACGACUUCAUCCGGGAAGUUAACGCCAUGCACUCGCUCGACCAUCGCAACCUCAUUCGCCUCUAUGGUGUGGUGCUCACGCCGCCCAUGAAGAUGGUGACAGAGCUGGCGCCGCUUGGAUCGCUGUUGGAUCGGCUGCGAAAGCACCAGGGCCACUUCCUCCUGGGUACUCUGAGCCGCUAUGCUGUGCAGGUGGCUGAGGGCAUGGGCUACCUGGAGUCCAAGCGCUUUAUUCACCGUGAUCUGGCUGCCCGAAAUCUGCUGUUGGCCACCCGUGACCUGGUCAAGAUUGGGGACUUCGGGUUGAUGCGUGCGCUACCCCAGAAUGACGACCACUAUGUCAUGCAAGAGCAUCGCAAGGUGCCCUUUGCCUGGUGUGCUCCUGAGAGCCUGAAGACACGCACCUUCUCCCAUGCCAGUGACACCUGGAUGUUUGGGGUCACACUGUGGGAGAUGUUCACCUAUGGCCAGGAGCCCUGGAUUGGCCUCAAUGGCAGUCAGAUUCUGCAUAAGAUUGACAAGGAGGGAGAGCGUCUGCCGAGGCCGGAGGACUGCCCCCAGGAUGUCUACAACGUCAUGGUGCAGUGCUGGGCCCACAAGCCAGAGGACAGGCCCACCUUUGUGGCCCUGCGGGACUUCCUGCUGGAGGCCCAGCCCACGGACAUGCGGGCCCUUCAGGACUUUGAGGAACCAGACAAGCUGCACAUCCAGAUGAACGACGUCAUCACCGUCAUCGAGGGAAGGGCUGAGAAUUACUGGUGGCGUGGGCAGAACACGCGGACGCUGUGUGUGGGGCCUUUCCCGCGCAACGUGGUGACCUCUGUGGCUGGCCUGUCGGCCCAGGACAUCAGUCAACCCCUGCAGAAUAGCUUCAUCCACACGGGACAUGGCGACAGUGACCCCCGCCACUGCUGGGGUUUCCCCGACAAGAUCGACGAACUGUACCUGGGAAACCCCAUGGACCCCCCUGACCUGCUGAGCGUGGAACUGAGCACCUCCCGACCCACCCAGCAUCUAGGAAGGGUGAAAACCAAAACCACCCCACGGGCUGCACGCCGGCCAGGGGCCUCAUCCAUCUCCCGGAUCCUGUGCCUGUCGUUCCGGAACACGGUUCCCCCCAUCCUGCCGCCCUACUGCUUCCCCUUGCUGUUGGGGGAGCCUCCACCUCGCCCGCCUCAGCCUGCCAUCUUCGCUCAGAAGCCAACCUACGACCCCGUGAGUGAGGACCAGGACCCCUUGUCCAGCGACUUCAAGAGGCUGGGCCUCCGGAAACCAGCCCUGACCCGUGGGCUGUGGCUAGCAAAGCCCUCGGCUCGGGUGCCAGGCACCAAGGCGGGUCGUGGCGGCGGGGGCGAGGUCACGCUCAUUGACUUUGGCGAGGAGCCUGUCGUGCCCGCCCCACGGCCCUGCGCACCCUCGCUGGCGCAGCUGGCCAUGGACGCCUGCUCCUUACUGGACAAGACCCCGCCGCAGAGCCCCACGCGGGCCCUGCCCCGGCCCCUGCACCCCACGCCUGUGGUGGACUGGGAUGCACGCCCGCUGCCCCCGCCUCCUGCCUAUGACGAUGUGGCCCAGGAUGAGGAGGACUUUGAGGUCUGCUCCAUCAACAGCACCCUGGUGGGUGCCGGGGUCUGUGCUGGGCCCAGCCAGGGUGAAACCAAUUACGCCUUUGUGCCUGAGCAGGCACAGCUGCUUCCUCCCCUGGAGGACAAUCUGUUCCUCCCACCCCAGGGUGGGGGCAAGCCGCCCAGCUCAGCCCAGACCGCAGAGAUCUUCCAGGCGCUGCAGCAGGAGUGCAUGCGGCAGCUGCAGGUCCCGGCGGGCUCCCUGGGCCCUUCUCCUGGCCCGGCCCCGGCGGGUGAGGACAAGCCCCAGGUGCCCCCCCGCGUGCCCAUCCCACCGAGGCCCACUCGCCCCCGUGGCGAGCUGUCUCCGGCCCCCUCAGGGGAGGAGGAGGUAGGGCGGUGGCCUGGACCUGCCUCCCCUCCCCGGGUGCCUCCCCGAGAGCCCCUGUCCCCUCAAGGCUCAAGGACCCCUAGCCCCCUGGUACCACCCGGAAGCUCCCCACUGCCACCCCGGCUCUCCAGCUCACCGGGGAAGACCAUGCCCACCACCCAGAGCUUCGCCUCCGACCCCAAGUAUGCCACGCCCCAAGUGAUCCAGGCGCCCGGCCCUCGGGCUGGUCCCUGCAUCCUCCCCAUUGUCCGUGACGGCAAGAAGGUCAGCAACACCCACUACUACCUGCUGCCCGAGCGCCCACCCUACCUGGACCGCUAUCAGCGCUUCCUGAGUGAGGCCCAGAGCCCUGAAGAGCCAGCCCCCCUACCUGUGCCCCUGCUGCUGCCCCCGCCCAGCACCCCAGCCCCUGCCGCCCCCACGGCCACUGUCCGACCAAUGCCCCAGGCCGCCCCAGACCCCAAGGCCAACUUCUCCGCCAACAACAGCAACCCAGGGGCCCGGCCACCAGCCCUGAGGGCCACGGCGCGGCUGCCACAGAGGGGCUGCCCUGGGGACGGGCCAGAGGCUGGACGGCCGGCAGACAAGAUCCAGAUGCUGCAGGCCAUGGUGCAUGGGGUGACCACAGAGGAGUGCCAGGCGGCCCUGCAGAGCCACAGCUGGAGCGUGCAGCGGGCUGCCCAGUAUCUGAAGGUGGAGCAGCUCUUCGGGUUGGGUCUGCGGCCGAGAAGUGAGUGCCACAAAGUGCUGGAGAUGUGCGACUGGAACCUGGAGCAAGCUGGCUGCCACCUCCUGGGCUCCUGCGGCCCUGCCCACCACAAGCGCUGAGAUGUCUGGAGAGCCAGAGGGUCUGCCUUGAAGGAAUCACUUGAGCCUGUCCAUCUGACAAGGGCAGGGAGACACCCCACCCGGGCCUGGAGGACCUGCUGCCACUCGCUGUGCGUGGUGGCCGAGCAAGGCCAAGGCAGCAGGAGACUGGGAGCCCUGCCUUGCCAUCCCUCCCUCACCCAGUGCUGUCCCUGCAGCUUUGGAUCAGCCCUUGGUGCCCUCAGCCAAGGGACGGGAAGAAAUCCUGUGAAGGCAGGCCUGGUGGUGGCCCCAGCAGGCCCUGCAGGGACUGCAGCCUGCCUCGGACUCCAGCCCCUGGUGUGGGGCCUGUGGCCGGAGCGUGUCCGCAGGCUCUGCCCGCAGGGAAGCCAGGCUUGACCCGUGCAGGGAGGUUGUGUUGGCCGCACAGAAAGGCGGACCAGCACCCGGCAGGCCCUCCCCAGGGGAGGGCCCUUCUCCAGGGAUCCCCUGGUGGGCCGUUGGGGUGUCGGAGAAAAUGUGACUUGUGACCUCACUGUGGAUACGUUCGUUCUGGGACUUGGCUGGUCUUAGGAUCUUGUGCCUGGAAAUAGCCCUAAGUGGCUCAGGAAGCAGAGCAUGGGUGCCAGAUUGUUCUGUGGCAGGGACCAGGGCCCAAGGCCCCAGGGUUGGCAGGAGACCAAGGGGGGCAGCUGCCCUGGAGGGACACCAGAGCUUCCUCUCUGACCCAGCCCCUCUCCUGUGCUGUUCCGUGUUUUCCUGCCAGCCUCUGCCGCCAAAGUUGCUGCCCCAGCUGUGGCUCCCUGCUUCUUCCAGAGAAAUAAAGCUCGUUUCUAUUUUAUGUUA
Molecule: messenger RNA, 5321 nt
Organism: Zalophus californianus (California sea lion)
Lineage: Eukaryota; Metazoa; Chordata; Mammalia; Carnivora; Otariidae
Gene: TNK2
Product: tyrosine kinase non receptor 2
Exons: 18
Coding region: 1200-4496 (1098 amino acids)
Biological process (GO): signal transduction; protein phosphorylation; negative regulation of epidermal growth factor receptor signaling pathway
Cellular component (GO): extrinsic component of cytoplasmic side of plasma membrane
Molecular function (GO): protein serine/threonine/tyrosine kinase activity; protein tyrosine kinase activity; ATP binding
Source: RefSeq, a predicted model, not a curated record